This is a messenger RNA of Caenorhabditis bovis, 1848 nucleotides long. The record is from the annotation of a GenBank genome assembly. NCBI's taxonomy places the organism in Eukaryota, Metazoa, Nematoda, Chromadorea, Rhabditida, Rhabditidae.
AUGAUCGGCGUGCGGUUGAGAUCACUCAUUUCGAUAUUAUUUCUCUAUUUUUUCAAUUUUACCUAUUCUGUAGAACUUGUCGCCGAGGAGUUCAAGAAUCAUUUCAAUGUCGAGGAGAAACAAUUGGAAACCGUCGAGCAGCUUCUGCUCAAAAUGAAAAAGCUGGCGCAUUCUCGGUCGUUCGCUGGCCGCGAGUUCGGGCACGACGCGGUCGAGGAUUCAAAAAAAGAUGUUUCGAUCAGCGCGCAACAAGGCAAAGUAGCGAAAACUGUUUCGCCAUUUCUAUUCGAAGGAGACAUUUUCCUUUCGAAACGCCAAGCGGUCGACAUUCUCAAAUCGCUAUCGAAAACCAAGAAGCGUCAUCGUCGUUCGUUCGUCUCGGAUCGAUCAGCAAUGUGGCGAAGAAUGCCAAUCAAAUACCGAUUCCACGAGAGCAUCGAUUUCUAUACAAUCAGUCAAAUCAUCGCCGCCAUUCGCUAUUGGGAGGAUUCGACGUGUAUUUCGUUCGAGAACGUUUCCGACAUUCCUGACGGCGAUUACAUCGAGUUUUUCAGCGGUCAAGGAUGCUAUUCGAUGAUUGGCCGAAAUGGAGGAAGACAAGGUGUAUCCAUCGGCGAAAAUUGUGUAAGGAUGGGAGUCAUCGAGCAUGAGAUCGGUCAUGCUCUUGGUCUUUGGCACGAGCAAAGUCGUCCUGACGCGCUUUCAUAUAUUACGGUGGAGACCGACUUCAUUCUGCCAUCAUACAUCAGCGACUUUCUGCAGAGGGACGACGAGAUCGAUACAUUGGGAAUCCCUUAUGAUCUUGGAUCGGUGAUGCACUACGGCAGCACCGCGUUCAGUCUCGACGAGAAGAGCAAAACGGUGGUGACACGAGACCCAGCAUUUCAGCAAACGAUCGGCCAACGCGAGAAGCUCUCGUUCUACGAUGUGGCGACGAUUAACGAGGCUUAUUGUAAAGAUGCGUGUGUUGGCGAGACGACAAAGUGCGCCAAUGGCGGUUACAUGAAGCCGAGCAAAUGCUCCGAAUGCCUGUGUCCCGACGGACUCGGAGGAGCGAAUUGCGAAGAGGUGGAGAAGGCAAAGAACGCCGAAUGCGGCGGAAUAAUUAUUGUGGAUGAUGAAUGGAAAGAGAUCGAGUCGCCCGGAUUCCCGUCUCCUGGCUAUGAUCCCGAUCAAAAGUGUUCAUGGCUCAUCAAAGCCAACAAUCCGGAAGAUCGCGUCGAAAUGGAAUUCAUCGAUGACUUCUCGUUUCUGUGCACGUCGACGUGCGUCGAUUUCGUCGAGUUGAAGAUUUCCGACGACCUUCGCAACACCGGCUUCCGAUUCUGCUGCUACGACAAACCGGCGGGCAGCUUCGUCUCGCAACUCGGCACCGCCAUUGUGAUUCUACGCACACAGCUGUCGAACGACAUCGGAUUCAAACUGCGAAUCAGAUCAACGAAUAAGCAGGCGCGCACGACGCCGGCCGUCGUCAAAACGACGACGACAAUCGCGCCAGUGACCGUCAACGCGCCGAACGUGUGGGCCGACUGGGCCGAAUGGUCGACGUGCUCGCGAACGUGCGGUGGCUGCGGGAUUCGGAGCAGAGUGCGUGUUUGCCGAAGCAGGAAAUGCGAAGGUCGUCGUCAGGAGUUCGGAUCGUGCAAUCUCGAAGCGUGUCCAGUCGACAAGCAUUGCGCGAAACUGCUAUCGGCGAAUCGCCUCUGCCAUGGCAAAGUGUGCACCAAAAACGACAUCUCGAUCUCCGGCUGCGAUGCUCCCCAGUGUUGUCCGCCGUUCAUCAACGUCGGCGGAAUGUGCCAAUCGGACUCCGUCCAACACGAUGAUCUCCUUCUGUCACUUCGCUAA